GUGCAUUCACAGCAAAUGCUGAUCACAUGUACAGAUUGUGUGCAAACUAUCAUCGUUCCCAACAAAUCGUCAUCUGAGGCCUCAAGAGAUUGCCAUCUUUUUGCGCUGUUUGUUUAACAUUAAGCAGUCUCUUCGGUGCAACAAAUCAAGCUUUUAAAGUCCGGGACAUUUGCUCUAUGUUGGUGAUACUCGAUCGUCCUGCAGUCUGAGUUGCAUUUGAGUUAGUCAUGCUGCAACUUGACCCAGACCGUUUCCUUAAUGAGCUGGGGAGGCUCUUUGAGAGGGCAAAAGCCAGAAAUAAUACAGUGAGCGUGACAAUGAAGCGAAGCAACUUGAAGCCAAAGAAAGCCAGAAAUCCUGAUCCGGCAGCAGAAUUUGUCUGUCUGGUCCGAGCUACCGAUGGGAAAAGGAAAAUCAGUACAACGCUCAAUACAAAGGAGUAUGCACGCUUCCAAGAGUCAUACGGAACAAUCCUCAAGGCUCACAUGGAUGCGCUGAAGAAGAGAGAAAAGACAAAGACAAAGACUGUGAAGAAAUGAAGGAGUGGGGUUGCGUGAUGCAUCAGUGGGAUCAAAGUGCAACCCGAUUUAUUUUUUUCAGGACACUAGCUUGUCACUGUGAGAGGGCACCAUAUCAUUCCCAUGUGGUGCACAUUGCACUGCAGAACAAGCGAUGCCGAGAGAUUUAGCGACUUGGACUAACAGUUGCAGACAAGCUGAAGAGUUGCAGUACAGCUCUGCCGGCAAAUGAUGGUGUCUGCUCUAAACCAGGAUGCUUUCACUGACCGUUCCUUGCAUAUCAACGAUUGCAUGGAGAUUAACAACGGGAGACGAGGUCACUUGACAUUGUCUCAAUUAUUUCCGCCUACCCUUCUGGCUGUGAGAGGCUGGGGUCUUCAGCAUCCAGUCCACAACACUUUGCUGAGCAUUCAAGGGCUGGCGCUCGUCUAGCGCGCGCAUGCCAGCACCACCCCCGGCAAAUUUCCUGUUGU
Messenger RNA from Coccomyxa subellipsoidea C-169, 991 nucleotides. Its product is annotated as signal recognition particle, SRP14 subunit. The transcript is spliced from 5 exons. Gene Ontology annotation, biological process: SRP-dependent cotranslational protein targeting to membrane. NCBI's taxonomy places the organism in Eukaryota, Viridiplantae, Chlorophyta, Trebouxiophyceae, Coccomyxaceae. The record is from RefSeq and is a predicted model, not a curated record. Gene Ontology annotation, cellular component: signal recognition particle, endoplasmic reticulum targeting. Bases 228 to 539 code for a protein of 103 amino acids. Gene Ontology annotation, molecular function: 7S RNA binding; endoplasmic reticulum signal sequence receptor activity.